Messenger RNA from Durio zibethinus, 1162 nucleotides. RefSeq lists its product as uncharacterized. Gene Ontology annotation, cellular component: plasma membrane. The record is from RefSeq and is a predicted model, not a curated record. Gene Ontology annotation, molecular function: ATP binding; chitin binding; protein serine/threonine kinase activity. Lineage: Eukaryota; Viridiplantae; Streptophyta; Magnoliopsida; Malvales; Malvaceae. Gene Ontology annotation, biological process: carbohydrate metabolic process; protein phosphorylation.
GCCAAUUGCAAAUGGUCAGACAGUAGAGGGUAUGCUUUGAGCCAAACAAUAAUGCUUCAUGUAGACUUGGAAUGGAAAGCUUCAUUAGUCAGUCUUUUCUGUUUCAUGAUAUAAAUUCUGUUCUUUUCACUCAUCCUUUUUGCGCUUUUGCUUUUAUAAAUUCUACUUCCUACCAGCUUCAAAUCAACUCCUCAAAUGAACAACCCUUCUCUAACUUCACCAACAUUCUAAAACUCAAAAAUCCAUCGAUUACUACACUUUUAUCCAUUUUGGUUGGAAAAAGUGAGUCGACAACAUUUUCUUUGAUGAUUAAUCACACUUCCAACAGAAAAUCUUUCAUUGAAUCUUCCGUAAAAACAGCCAGGCUUUAUGGCUUUCAUGGCCUGGACCUUUUUGGGGUUGUGCCUAGGAAUAUUACCAACAUGACCAGUUUGGGAAAUUUUUUGGAUGAGUGGCGAGCUGAGGUAGCUUCUGAGUCAAGAAACUCUGGUAAGACACAGUUGCUGUUAACUAUGUUGGCUCAAAGCAUGCCAAUUGUCAACUCAGUGAGUUAUCCUAUUGAUUCUACAAAGAAAAACCUGGAUUGGGUAAAUAUUAUAGCAUAUGACUACUAUGUGCCAACAGUUGACAGCUUUACUGGUGUUCAUGCCGCUUUAUAUGGUCCGUUGAGCAGGACUAACACUGAUGAUGGUAUAAAGGAAUGGUUACACCGAGCAUUUUCUGCUGACAAGCUAGUUUUAGGUUUGCCUUACCAUGGCUUUGCAUGGACACUUGUUAAAUCUGGUGACAAUGACAUUGGUUCACCAGCUUCAGGGCCGGCUGUCACAAUUGAUGGUUCAAUGGGCUUUAAGUCAAUCAAAUCAUUCAUUCAAAAUUACGGUUAUGGCGUUGAAUCUGUGUAUAAUUCUACUUAUGUGGUCAAUUUUUGCAAAAUUGGAUCGAUUUGGAUCAAUUUUGAUGAUGUGGAAGCCAUUAAAGCUAAGGUUUCUUAUGCCAAGGCGAAGGGGCUACUCGGUUACAAUGCCUUUCAACUAUCCAAUGACGAUAAUUGGGUGCUUUCUAAAGCUGGUAAGAUGGUUAUCUCCCUUUAAUUUUGUGGGUUCUCUAGUCUUUUCUGUUUCAUAUUUAAACCCUUUUUGAAAACAGGACUUGUAAUAGUCAA